This is a messenger RNA of Dichomitus squalens LYAD-421 SS1, 635 nucleotides long. RefSeq lists its product as uncharacterized. The record is from RefSeq and is a predicted model, not a curated record. The coding region runs from base 71 to 457 and encodes 128 amino acids. Lineage: Eukaryota; Fungi; Basidiomycota; Agaricomycetes; Polyporales; Polyporaceae. The transcript is spliced from 3 exons.
GGGUAGUAGUAACUUAUGAGCCUCCUACGGUGUCGUACUCGCUGCUCUGCUCACUUUGAAUCACCCCAUCAUGUCUACCAACACUACGGGAUCCGGAACCACGCCCUCGCGCGGUAACACCGCCGGUGCCGGCGUCGGCCACUCUAUCCGGGGCGCUUUCCAGACAGUCUCAGGCAUCGGUGACAGCAUCCGCGGCAACGCCAUGGACUUCGUCGACUCAGCAUUGGGCACCGAAAAGCAUCACCCCGAGAGCGACAUCGGCCGCGCCAAGACGGAGGCCGCCGUGAAUCGCAUGGAGGCCGGAGGGCACGCUGCGAGCCAUCCCAAGGACACUGCUGUCAGCUCGUCUGCUGCGAAUCCCGCCCCUACAACUGGCACGACGGCGGACUCUACGACGAUGCAACCUUCCACGGCGACGUCGACUGCCCAGCCUCCACUUCCCAAUCGUAACUUGUAGAGCGGUAUCAGACGGUCGGUUCGACGACCCAAGAUGAAGUCAUAGUUUACGAAGCUGGAGUGGAUCUGACCAUAAAUUGUAUAUUACUUGCAAGCAUCCCGAAAUCCCGCGGAUCACCCGGAGCGAGCUUGUUCUCGUCUCCGUGAUCAUGUCGUGGGGCACACAGAAUAUAUAUACG